CGCACCCCGCGGCCGGAGAAGGGAGCUGGAGUGGAAACAGGUUGUUGGGAUCUGUCCGUGGGAGGAAGGGGCGGCUCUGCUCAGCCGCCAGCCGAGCCUGGGCUCUGGGAAAUGGAGCCGGAGCUGCUGCCUCGCCAGCCGGCCGGGUGCUGAAGGGGAUGGACAGCGAAUUGCUGCGGGGGAGCCUGGCCCCGGCGAGCUGAGCCCUUCCCGGGGAGCUGAGCCCUUCCCGGGGAGCUGAGCCCUUCCCGGGGAGCUGAGCCCUUCCCGGGGAGCUGAGCCCUUCCCCAGCUCCCCAAGUUCCAGCAGCGCUCAGCCCGGGCUUACCCACGGCGAGUUGCACCUGCCCGCUCCGGGCUGGCAGGGGUCAGGCAGGUGAUCGCCUUGCUUUUUGCUCCGCUGCUGAAUACCGAGAAGGGUGCCUGGAAGCCUGGGAGAGCUUGGGAAAAGCCACGGUGGAGAGUUGUGGUGUUGUGGAUUUAUUUGGCACAAAGUGCUCGCGCCUCUGCUCGAGGGAUUCGUAUGGCGUGAAGGGCGGAGCUGGCAGCUGGCACCUGGGCCCCCAUGGAUCCCCUCAACCUCUCGUGGUACGACGGGGACAGGAACUGGAGCAGGGCCCUGAACGCCUCGGAGGCGGCGCAGAAGCCGCACUACAACUACUACGCCGUGCUGCUGGCCCUCCUCAUCUUCAUCAUCGUCUUUGGCAACGUCCUGGUGUGCAUGGCAGUGUCCAGGGAGAGGGCCCUGCAGACCACCACCAACUACCUGAUCGUCAGCCUGGCCGUGGCUGACCUGCUGGUGGCCACGCUCUGCAUGCCCUGGGUGGUCUACAUGGAGGUGGUGGGGGAGUGGCGGUUCAGCCGCAUCCACUGCGACAUCUUUGUCACCCUGGAUGUCAUGAUGUGCACUGCCAGCAUCCUCAACCUCUGUGCCAUCAGCAUUGACAGGUACACGGCCGUGGCCAUGCCCAUGCUCUACAACACCCGCUACAGCUCCAAGCGCAGGGUCACCGUCAUGAUCGCCGUGGUCUGGGUGCUCUCCUUUGCCAUCUCCUGCCCGCUCCUCUUCGGCCUCAACAACACAGACGAGAAGGAGUGCAUCAUUGGCAACCCUGCCUUCGUGGUGUACUCCUCCAUCGUGUCCUUCUACGUGCCCUUCAUCGUCACGCUGCUGGUGUACGUGCAGAUCUACAUCGUGCUGCGGCGGCGCAGGAAGCGCGUCAGCACCAAGCGCAGCAGCCACGUGCUGGACUCGGACACGCAGGCCCCCCUGAAGGACAAAUGCACUCAUCCAGAAGACGUCAAGCUCUGCACAGUUAUUGUGAAGUCCAAUGGGAGCUUCCAAGUUAAUAAGCGCAAAGUGGAGGCAGAGAGUCACAUAGAAGAGAUGGAAAUGGAGAUGGUGUCCAGUACCAGUCCCCCUGAGAAAACGGCCCUCAAACCCACAGCACCAAGUAACCACCAGUUGAUUGUGCCAGUUGCUUCUAAUCGGGGCAACAACUCUACCCUGCAGGCACCCCUGAGCAGCCCUGGGAAGGUGGAGAAGAAUGGCCACGCCAAAGAAUCCCACCACACAGCCAAGGUCUUCGAGAUCCACUCCCUGCCCAACGGCAAGACGAGGAACUUGCUCAAGGCCGUGAUCAGGAGGAAACUGUCCCAGCAGAAGGAGAAGAAAGCCACGCAGAUGCUGGCCAUCGUGCUCGGUGUUUUCAUCAUCUGCUGGCUCCCCUUCUUCAUCACUCACAUCCUGAACAUGCACUGCGACUGCAACAUCCCGCCGGCCAUGUACAGCGCCUUCACGUGGCUCGGCUAUGUCAACAGCGCUGUCAACCCGAUUAUCUACACCACCUUCAACAUCGAGUUUCGCAAGGCUUUCAUGAAGAUCCUCCACUGCUAAAAGUCACAAACAGCACCCGCAUUUAUUUUUUAGGAGCGCAGGGGGGAGAGGACGCGAUGCCAUCCACGCGCGGCGGGGCAGCCGGGGAGGGGGCUGGAGCUCUUGAGCUGGGCACGGCGCGGUGCCCGAGCGCCUGCUGGGGAUGCAGCGAGGCGGGAGGGUCUCUCACCCCGCUGGGUGACCUCUGGACCGCUCCCAAGGGCGCUUUUCAGAGCCACCCCCGCGCUGUGUUGGAAGUGGAAGCGCAAGAAUCGAGGCGCUCUCGCUCGGUUCUCGCCCGUGGCCACCCAGCCUGGAGUGGCCUGGACACAGGGUGGACACGGGGUGGCCACGGGGCCAGCAGGACGUGGCGCUGGGUCAGCGGCACAACUCUCACCAAAGACAAGGCCAUCCCUGCCGCUUGGAGCAGGAGCCAGCCAGGGCCUCUGCAAGCUCCGUGCAAUAGCUUUGCCUUCACCUCGAGCUGACUCACCCGGUGUUUAACUGCUGAAGCCUUCGGAAAUUACAUAAAAAACAACCCAAAAGACUUUCAGAGGUCCCCAGGCGGGUCGAGAAGGUUCUGCCACCCACAGACCCUGCAGCAGUGUGAGCCUACAAGCCAUGGGUGGAAGGGAGGAGGGGGCAUCAGUCUCACGUCAAACCAUGUGUAAAUAGCAAUGAAUAGGAGGGAUUUUGGAGCCCCAAGCCAAAAAAAAAAAAAAAA
Messenger RNA from Passer montanus (Eurasian tree sparrow), 2599 nucleotides. RefSeq names its product dopamine receptor D2 (gene DRD2). Gene Ontology annotation, biological process: adenylate cyclase-activating adrenergic receptor signaling pathway; adenylate cyclase-inhibiting dopamine receptor signaling pathway. The record is from RefSeq and is a predicted model, not a curated record. Gene Ontology annotation, molecular function: G protein-coupled receptor activity; dopamine neurotransmitter receptor activity, coupled via Gi/Go. Lineage: Eukaryota; Metazoa; Chordata; Aves; Passeriformes; Passeridae. Gene Ontology annotation, cellular component: presynaptic membrane; glutamatergic synapse. Bases 565 to 1896 code for a protein of 443 amino acids. The transcript is spliced from 8 exons.